Molecule: messenger RNA, 3908 nt
Organism: Mustela lutreola (European mink)
Lineage: Eukaryota; Metazoa; Chordata; Mammalia; Carnivora; Mustelidae
Gene: CCDC148
Product: coiled-coil domain containing 148
Exons: 13
Coding region: 30-1715 (561 amino acids)
Source: RefSeq, a predicted model, not a curated record
AAUGAAAAACAGAUAAUCUGGUAUUCCAUAUGAAAAAUGGAAUGAGAAACAUCAAGUAUAAACCAGUAGACUAUCAACAGUUGCAUGCAUUAACGGAAGCAAAAAAAUUAGCUUCUGCCUCUACAGAGCUAAAGAUCAGGAAAGCAGUGGAGACUUCAAAGAUAUCUAAGGAACAAACACUACUAAAACAACACAAGCAAGUGUGGUGGCAGGAACACCAACGGCUAACUGAUGUCAGAUGUAAAGUGGAAUCUGAAAUAAAAUCCUUUCUCUGUGAAGAAAACAUUGGAAAUGAAUGUCUUUCUGACCUUCUAAAUUUUGAACAAGAGUUAUCAGAACAGUGGUGCACAUAUCUUAAGAAUGUGAUAAAUCCUAUUCAGCAAUUGAGAGCAGAUCUAAAAUACAGACAGCAUCACAUUUCACAGUAUUCAUGCUCACAUAUUGAGCUUAACUCGGUGCAAGUACUGGAAGAGAUUGACUUCGUGAAGAAACAAUUGAAAGCUGUCUUCGAAAGUCUUAGUCUGGAGCAACAGAAAAUAGAAAAUUAUCUUUCAGACUGGAGUAUGAAGUUACUAGAUUAUUCUUCAGAAGAAAGAAGUAACCUGCUUAGGGAACUGCCUGUGGAAUUAGAAAAUUUGGAAUGCCCAUUCCCUGAUUUGAAAUCUUCAAUUCUUCAUGAGUUCUGUAACUUUACAGAGAAUUAUCAAAAGAAACUUCAAGAUGUUGAUCUGCAGUUAGAAGACAUAUCCAGAAACUUCCAGUUAAGUGAAGAAGAACACUGGAUUUACCAGGCUGUUCUGGAUCAGUAUCCUGGAGAGCUCUGUAACAGAAGAACUCUGUAUCUGAACAUGUUACAAAGAUACUUUCCUCACAGAUCUAGGCAUGAUUUGGUGGAACAUGAGAAAUAUUGUGAUCAAUAUCGCUUUGCCAGGGAGCAGCGAAGGAUCCUGAUAUCAAAUUGGAAUAAGAACAGGAGAGACUUUAUCCAGAAGGCUGUGCUGACCCUCACUGAGGCCUGUGCAACACACGCAAUGGAGGACACUUUGGCUAAGGACAGGAGAAAGCAGCAGGAACUGUGUGCACUUCUGAAAGCCAAGGUUCUUCAAUGGCGAGCCCACCAGGAAGAGGUAGCACAAUUGGAAAUGGAAAUUUCUGCCAGAAGAAGAGAAAAGGAGAAGGAGAAAGAGAAACUUUGGAAGGAGAAGGAAUUGUUACAAAGAGCAGAGAAGAAAAAGAAAAUAAGAAAAUACUGGGCUAAAAAAGAACAGAAAUGGCAAGAAAUGGAAAUAAGAGAUCUUCAGCGUCUGGAAGAACUGAAGAAAUUAAUGGCUGAACAGUCAGUGAAAGACAGAGAAAGGGUUAAAUAUAGACAAGAAUUACUGGAAAAGCGUUUGAUGGAGAAAAAAGAAGUGGCCCUUCGAGACGCUCAUGAACAAGAGGAGAGAGAGAGACGUCUAGAAGCCCUUAGGAAACAGGUUGCUAUUGUCGCUCAGUUUGAUCCCGUUAGAAUGAUGUCAGAUACAAUGGCAUCGAAAGCAAGGAUGGGUAUUGGAAUUGAAGAAGAAUUUAUUCUUCAAAAGCCACUCUUUACAUUGAAUACAUACAAUGAAUACCAGGAUAACAAGAUCAGGAUAACAGCAGUGACUUACAGGUGUCCGUGGCUACCUUUCAAGCAGUUUGUACACCUAUCAGACAUCAAAGGAUCCAAGGGCUAGAGCUCCAGCAGCGGGAGGGGAUGAAUCUUACAGCAAAGGAAGGCUUAACUCGAAGGCUUUGCCUCUUCCUGUUUGGACAGUUCAGAGAUCCUCUGGGGUCCAUUAGCAAUUCCAAGCCAUCAGUUAUGGUCAGGGAAUGAAGGAACCAGAUGAAUUUGCCAUAGUCAUUUUUCAUGGUAAAUGAGAAUUAAUGUCCAUUCCUUCCAUUCAUUUGUUCAUUCAUGUAGCAAAUACUUAUUCAAUGACCAGAUGGCAGAUAUUAUUCUAAAUACUGGGGAUAUAGCCAGAAAACUACAAACAAGGUCCCAUGUUCUCAUGGCGCUUAUAUUUCUAAUGGAGAGAGAUGUUAAAUAUAUACCUCUAACUCAUUAAAUAUGUAAAAUAGUAUAUAGGUUAAUAUAUAGAGAAACCAGAGUAUAAUUUAUAGUGGUAAAUGUGAUGCAGAGAAAUGGAGUACAAUGGGUUAGUGAGUUGAGUUGAGGCCAUCAUACAAGGAAGGCUUGUUGAUGAAGUGAGAUUUGUGGAGAGAGCUGAUAUGGAAUCAUAAGAUAAGAAGUGGUAAUCCACUUGGACACAAGACCUUCUCCCCUGGGGAUGAAGAAAGAUCUAAUUUUGCAUCAAUCCAAAUUCCGCAAGUGACUCCUCUGAGUUAGAACAAUGGCUUCUAGAAGACUCUUGUUUAAAUAACAAGCUGUUUAUGAGUUGAAACCAUUAGCCAUCACCACCUUUGUAUGAAGUCAGAGUGGUUAUCUAGUCAUCUGGUGAUAUCCAAAGGACAGAAAAGGCCAUUAGAGAAGGCGGUCUGGACAGACAGGGUGGAGGUGGCCAUUAUUAACAGUAGGAACAGAAUGGUGGGGGGCUGGGGGAGCAGGGGAAUAGGCGUGAGAGGUCAGCUACAGCCUGUGGGCCCUGAGCCAUUGCUACCAAGUGAAAUGCAUUGUCCAGUGGUACUUAACCACUGAUGUCUUCUCCCUAAGUUCUUCCAUGUUAAAGCAGCCUCUUGUGAAGGCUCUCUCAGUUCCCCACAGCAAGCUUUCUGAGCUCACACAGAGCUUUUCCAAGCUUCACUGCUGUGGGGGAAGGAUGUUAAAAAGUGGUGAUUAAAGAUGGGGACAUGGUGGCAUUGUAUGCAUGGAGAUUUGACCUGCUGGUCAAUCUGCCGGGGGCACUGUAACAGGAAUUCACCUUGAAAACAGUGGCGUCUGAGGGAGAUAAGAGUCCCCAUCACCACAGAGAAAUUCAGACAGAAAUACUCCCGAGAACUACAGGAUGAGAGCUACAGAUGCAACUUGUAGUGUGAAUGUUGGCAGUCCAGAAGAGGUCGGCUCAGGGCCAGAGCUGCAGCAGAGGCUCGGAAGCUAGGUGCUGUAAGGCUGGGAUCAGCUACCUAUGGGUCCAGUGCCGCAGGGAAAAGAAAGGUCUGCAGGACUUCCAGAGCUACAGGAAGCAGGAAAGAAAAGAGUCUAGGAGAGCUCUUAGGAAGCAGGGAGAGCAAGGUCACAAGGAAUCGCAGCAAGGACAGAAAGUUCCCUCAUAACCUCUCUCUGGGGUUUUGUCAACACCCUUAAAGAGAGAUGAAUCAGGUCCAGCAUUUACAAGCCUAGAUUCUUCCUGGCUGCCAGUCAGUGCCUCUUAGGAAAGAACUGAUGGUCAUCACCAAACUUACAACCAGGGCAGCACUGUUCAGAAGGAGGCAGUUUUUGUCUAACUAAACUGGUUAUCGAUUCUCCACUUGCAUAUUACGGGGAGCCGUGGUUCAAGUGACCACUUGUUAUUUCUAUAAUAAAGAAAUGCGAGGAGCCGUUUCCUAGGGCAGACAUGUCUAAAUCCAGGUGUUCCUACAGAUGGUGUGCUGAUUGGACCGUUGGACCAUUGCUCAGGGCAAGGUGAAGACGCCACCACCUGCAGCUCUCACUCUCACUAACUUGUGGGGGGAAAAGGGUGUUAAUGAUGACCUUCUAAAGAGGAUAAGGAUGCAUUUGAAUUCUUCAUCCAUAUAUUACAGGGAUCUGCAUGUUAUGUGUAUUCUGAGAGACAUGGUGGUCCUACGAGUAAUCUCUUCAUAUGAGCUGUAACUUCUUUCUUAAAAUGUAUUUUUAGAAAUGUUACUGCAUAUAUUUGUUUGUAGUUUUAUAUAUUAUAAUUGAUCAACUAUAAGGACAAAUAUUGGAAUUAAAAUUCUACCUGUGAUUA